CGUCACCGCUGUCAAGCUGCCAUUUUUCCUUUACCGCAAAAAAUGUGCCGACGUGUGGAGUGGUUUGGAACAAUGCUGCUCCGAAAUAAUUAAUAUAGGUCAGAUAUGAUAAUGAAAUAGAGCAGUUUUACUUUGGAUACUUACUGGAAUUUAGAGCAUGUCAUCAAACCCUUAAGCAUGCGUUUAUGUCGACCUUGAAAAAAAGCCUGAGUGAAAUUUUCUCACUCCACUCGGUUCCUCUGUGCCUACAUUAUUUUUUUGAAAUUGUGUGUUACAAGAAAUGCUUUUCAAUAUUAUCAGUUCCAGUUUCUGUCACCCAAGUUUCAAGAUUGGAGAGGGUUAAAAAAAUACAGGUAUGCCAGUCUACCACAAGAACUAGUCUGCACAGAAGACUUAACACCAUGGAAGAAACUACUGCCCUGUGAUACCAGACAUGGUCUAGCGUCUUUACUGAAUUCUGAAUACAUUCACAAUACAAGAUACCAUUCCUUGGGAAUACAUUGCCGUCAAACUUGUUCAGAUUCUACUUGUACUAUUCCAGCGUUAGAGUUGCAACAAACUAUAUCACAUGUUUAUGACUAUAAAAUCUUGGGCACCAAGGACUAGUCUUUCCGAAAGUUGUUUGGCCAAGGCUUCUAUCAAAACUGUGCUUUGGCUGAUCGCAGUGAUAUAUUUGUGGAUACCAUAAGUGCUUCAAAUACUUUGAACUUGAGCAACUUCCUGAUGAAGUAAUAAUUUUGAUAUUUACUGGAAUUUAGAGCAUGUCAUCAAACCCUUAAGCAUGCGUUUAUGUCGACCUUGAAAAAAAAUCUGAAUAAAAUUUUCUCACUCCACUCGGUUCCUCUAUGCCUACAUUAUUUUUUUAUAAAUUGUGUGUUUCAAGAAAUGAUUUUCAAUAUUUUCGGUUCCAGUUUCUGUCACCCAUGUUUCAAGAUUGGAGUGGGUUAAAAAAUACAGUCAGUCACAGCCGACUGUUCCCAAGAGCCCUAGGCGAGAUACUCAAAGAAUACAGCCUCCUAGAGCUUCACAUAAGCCUAACUAGUGGUCUUUGGAGAUAUGAACAGUGGGGUUACCCUGUAUAUGAUGCAGCCCCUGGUGCUGAGGUUUGGGCUUGGUUCCAAGAUGGAACAGAGAGUUUAGAUGAAAAAUGGAAACUAUUAAGCAAUAGACUAUCAGGACUAUUUUGUGCCUCAAUUAAUUUUGUUGAUAGGUCUAACAGUAUCAGCCCUGAGUUCAGUUUUAGACCUAGGGGAGUUGUAGAGAAUGUCACUAUAAACAAUAGCUAUGUAAGGUAUGCCAGUCUACCACGAGAACUAGUCUGCACAGAAAACUUAACACCAUGGAAGAAACUACUGCCCUGUGAUACCAGACAUGGUCUAGCGUCUUUACUGAAUUCUGAAUACAUUCACAAUACAAGAUACCAUUCCUUGGGCAUACAUUUCCGUCAAACUUGUUCAGAUUCUACUUGUACUAUCCCAGCGUUAGAGUUGCAACAAACUAUAUCACUUGUUUAUGACUAUAAAAUCUUGGGCACCAAGGACUGGUCUUUCCGAAAGUUGUUUGGGCAAGGCUUCUAUCAAAAGUGUGCUUUGGCUGAUCGCAGUGAUAUAUUUGUGGACACCAUAAGUGCUUCAAGUAAAUACUUUGAACUUGAGCAACUUCCUGAUGAAGUAAUAACUUCAUUUAGAGGUGGAUACACAAGCACUUUUGCCAAAUACACACUGAAAGAUAACUAUUUGUCAUUGAGCACAAAAAAGGGAAAUACGGAGAUAGUGCCACUCCAGAUUCCACCUUACAUCCAUGCUAACCAGUAUUUGAUUGGUUAUGGGCAAGAGAAAGGUGGGAUAGUCACAAAAAUUUACAAUAACUUCUGGAAACAUCUAGAUGUUAUUCUAUUACAAAAUAUUCCCUGGUAUGUUCCAAUCUAUUUGCAUACAUUGAAAAUCGUCGCUAAUGGCAGAGACAUCCAACCAUUUGCUCUGAGGUAUAUUCCUGGAAAGCAACGCGAAAAACCUUACUACCUUGAAGUACUAUUGAGGUUGCCUCCCCAGUCUACAACAACGAUAUCCGUAGACUUUGAUUACAUAUUCUUGAAAUGGCAAGAAUACCCCCCAGAUGCAAACCAUGGCUUCUACAUUGGAUCGGCAAUAAUUUCAGCAUAUCUACCUCUAGCGCGUAACUUCACUGGUUUACCGCAAGAUGGCGGUACAAUAAGAGACAGUUUUAAUGCUUCGCGAAACGGAUACCUUGUGCAAGUUAGGACUGAGAGUUUAGUGAUAACUCUGCCUACCCCAGAUUUUAGUAUGCCUUACAACGUUAUCUGUUUAGCCUGUACUGUUGUUGCACUUGCUUUUGGACCACUACAUAAUAUCACUACUAGGAAACUGGUGCUGAAACCAAUGAAAAAAUUAGGAUUGCUUGAUAGGCUGAAAAAAUUGUUACAUAAAGAGAAGGCAGAAGCGAAAGAAAAAUAGUGUUCUUUGCAUUUGUAUUACCAAAGAUUUGUGAUCCAGUUAGUAUACUUUGCAUUUCAUUUAAAGUAAAUUACGUUAAUGUAAAUAAGUUUUGAAAAUACAAUAAUUGUGUAUUUUCAACUGUCUAGUUAAUUACAGAUUUUGUUAUAUUA
This is a messenger RNA of Acanthoscelides obtectus, 2626 nucleotides long. Lineage: Eukaryota; Metazoa; Arthropoda; Insecta; Coleoptera; Chrysomelidae. The record is from the annotation of a GenBank genome assembly.